This is a messenger RNA of Medioppia subpectinata, 324 nucleotides long. NCBI's taxonomy places the organism in Eukaryota, Metazoa, Arthropoda, Arachnida, Sarcoptiformes, Oppiidae. The record is from the annotation of a GenBank genome assembly.
GAGCUCAGGGAAAUACUGCACGACUACCGGGAGAUUGUGUUCGCCCGGACGUCACCGCAACAGAAGCUGCGAAUCGUCGAGAACUGCCAAUUCUUGGGCCAAAUAGUGGCCGUCACUGGCGAUGGAGUCAACGACUCGCCCGCCCUUAAGAAAGCCAAUAUAGGGGUCGCGAUGGGUAUUACCGGGUCGGAUGUGAGUAAACAGGCGGCAGAUAUGAUACUAUUGGACGACAAUUUCGCCACAAUUGUGACGGCCGUAGAGGAGGGCCGACGCAUAUUCGACAACAUGAAAAAGACCAUCGGCUAUAUACUGGCCGGUAGUGUC